AUGAUUAUGAAUGCUAAAAAUAUGAAUAGGGGAUACGAGGAAUUUAGUAAUUUUUGGAAAAAUUGGUUUGAUGGUACUAAAUUCUUGAAAAAGUAUAAUCAUUUUUUGUUGAUUUUGUGUAUUGUAAAUAAAAAUGAUCCUAAAGGAGCUGAAAAUUAUUGCCGUUUUGUUGAGAGUCGUAUACGUUUAGAAUUAAUUUUUUCAAUAGAACUGAAUCAAAGGGAGAUAAAAUAUACACAUUCUACUGAUAAGGAAAAAUGUUUGCCAAACGAAAUUAAGAUAAAAUAUGGGUAAUUUUAUAUUUUGGAACAAAAUUACUAGAGACCGGAUCGAUACGAUAUAUCGAUAAAAAUAUCGAUAAUCGAUAUUUUUUGAUAUCGAUACCGAUAUUAUCGACGACACCUAAAGUAUUGUCUCUAAACAUUACUAUCCUGGAAUUUCAAAGUAGAAAAAAUUUUAGAACAGUCAGAGGUGUCGGAAAUAGGAAGUCAGAAAUCGGAAUUUUUAAGUAGAUAGUUAUUUUAAGUAGAUAAUUUUGAGAGACACUUAGUUGCGCUGUAUCUUGUUUCGUUCCGAUGGUUAUUUUGGGCGUUUUGGAGUGAUUCUU
Meloidogyne enterolobii is the source of this 607-nucleotide messenger RNA. NCBI's taxonomy places the organism in Eukaryota, Metazoa, Nematoda, Chromadorea, Rhabditida, Meloidogynidae. The record is from the annotation of a GenBank genome assembly.